CGGAGGCUUGUGAUUGGCGAGCAGGUGAAGAAGCUGAUAAGUUCUCCUCAUACAAGGGAAUCAGGAUGCCGGGCCUUCUGGAGAGCUGCGAGCGACACUUUGGUACGUCAGACCUUUACAAAGUGCUCGGGGUACGCAAGGAAGCGGGGGAAGGAGAGAUACGUCGCGGGUAUCACCGGGUGUCAUUGAAAGUGCAUCCCGACCGGGUUCAAGAUGGAGAAAAAGAAACUGCCACUGCUGAGUUCCAGAUACUUGGAAAGGUUUAUGCAGUUCUCAGUGAUAAGGAGCAGCGAGCUUUGUAUGAUGAGCAGGGAAUUGUUGAUGAAGAAACUGAUACACUGAGUCAAGAUCGCAACUGGGAAGAAUAUUGGAGGUUGCUGUUUAAAAAGAUAACUGUGGAAGAUAUAAAGGCAUAUGAAGAAAAGUACAAAGGCUCAGAAGAAGAAAAGAAUGAUAUUAUAUCCGCUUAUAUGGACUUCGAGGGAGACCUGGAUGGCAUCAUGGAGUCUGUGCCAUGUGCAGAGUUUGAAGAUGAACCAAGAAUUAGACAGAUCAUUCAGAAAGCCAUUAAAUCCAAAGAAAUUCCUUCCUAUGACACUUUUGUUAAGGAGACUAAAAAGAAACGUGAACAACGAAAGAAACGGGCUCAUGAGGAAGCAAAAGAAGCUGAAGAAAUGAAAAAGGAAAUGGGCCUUGGUGAUGAUAAUGAUGACCUUAAGGCACUGAUACAAAAAAGGCAGAGUGAUCGAAAAAAAGAAAUGGACGGUUUCUUUGAUCAGUUGGAAGCAAAAUACUGCAGUAAUUCGAAAAAAGCACCAAGCAAAUCCAAAGCACCAAAGCGAGGGAAGAAGUGAUUUUUGUCCGAUUGUGUUCCUCCGAUUGUGUCGUCAUUUUAAGGUCCAUUAAACUUCAUUAGAGAAGCCAAAAAGAAAAGUGAAAGUUUUACAAAAAGGGAUUUCUAUUUGUCCUUAGAUUGUAUCUUUAUAGUAGUUACCCAAAUGGGUUCAUAAUGUUGUGGAUCUACUGAAGAGGGCACCUGUCUCGGAAGAUUUAACAGCACUUACAAAUGAUGUAGAUGUCCUUGGAGUUCAAUUUUAAUAUUAGCUUGAACCAAUUUAAAGGGUAAACAAAACACUUUAUUUAGCAUAGCAUGUGUGGCAAAGCUAAGACUCCCUGCAUGGCCAAAGCCAUUUAGUUUAUUGUACAGACAUGAUAAAAACAAUAGGCAACAAAGAUUUUGCUUUGUGCCGUCUAAGUUUGAGUUCAAAACCCUAUUGAAAAUGAAUAACAUUUUUGAACUCUGUGUACCUAGGGUAUGAGUUUUUUUUUUUUUUUAAAGCAGGAAAAAACAGCUAUGACCCAUAAACUUAUUGUAAUGUUUCCUAAGCCUACAAUUUUGCUUGUUGCUCAUCCAAUUCCAGCAUUUCUCAGCUUUGUAGAUCCAAUAGGCACCUGUACUUCUUUUAUAACAUUCAGCUCCAUGAGCUUUACUGGUCUCUCCUUAAUAUGAAUCGGCAAAAUGUAUAUUUGUAAAUGUUGUGCUUUUUGUUGUAGAUGCACUUACCUUUUAAAUGCAAAAUCCCAACCAAUAAAAUAUUUUGUUAACUUAAA
Molecule: messenger RNA, 1611 nt
Organism: Xenopus laevis (African clawed frog)
Lineage: Eukaryota; Metazoa; Chordata; Amphibia; Anura; Pipidae
Gene: dnajc9.L
Product: DnaJ heat shock protein family (Hsp40) member C9 L homeolog
Cellular component (GO): cytoplasm; nucleus
Molecular function (GO): heat shock protein binding
Source: RefSeq, marked provisional